AUGCCUUAUUCGUGGACAUUCUAUGCAUUAAAUGAGUUUAUUGACAUUAUUAAGUAUAUCGAUGUAUUGGAAGAAUUGUUUGGCACAACUAUAACAUACUAUGUACAUAAUUUACAGAAAGGUCCAGAUGACAGCGAUGAUGCUAAUCGUUUUAAGAAGAUUGAAUUACACUUUGAAUUUGAAGACUCUCAAUCCAAAGUUAUUAUAAUUGGUAAUGAUUCACUGGAUGUACCUGCAAUUUUAAGUCAUUCUGGAGACCAUGAUAAUUCAGGCAAGAUUUUGAUCGAUUGGUUCAAGUCGGAAAUAGAUGUUAUUAUAUGGCAAUUGAAGAUAAAUAAGAAAUUGAUGAUUCAAUUGGCAGAUUCGGUUAUUGAAAAUGAUAUUACUGAGACAGAUUUAUCAAAUAGAAACUGGUAUCUAACAAAAUUUGUAUUUGAUGUUACAACAACAGUUGAUAAUAAUUUACAAAAAAUGGAAUUUGAAAUUUCAAAGGAUAGUUGUCAAAAAUUGGGAAAGAAUGCUAAACAUCCGUACAGUGAAGCUAUAAUCCCUUAUAUAUAUGAGAAUACGGGAUUAGAUACAAUAAAAUUGCCAUUGUCAUCAAUAAGCUUUACCAAUUCCUGUAAAAUCACAGAAAGUAACAUAAUUACCAUUCCGUUUUCAAUAAAAUCAAAUCUUUUGAUUACAUUUCUGUUAGAGACUCAACCAAAUAAUAGCAAAAGUUGA
Molecule: messenger RNA, 726 nt
Organism: Vanderwaltozyma polyspora DSM 70294
Lineage: Eukaryota; Fungi; Ascomycota; Saccharomycetes; Saccharomycetales; Saccharomycetaceae
Gene: IML3
Product: Iml3p
Exons: 1
Coding region: 1-726 (241 amino acids)
Source: RefSeq, a predicted model, not a curated record